CUAAAUACCUCAUACUAAUUUUGCUCCCAGUAAAUUUUUUUUUUUUUCGUCGAACUAUCGAUACGAUUGUUAAUCGUGAAUUAUUUCUAAUUCUCCCAAAAAUUCAUUUACAUGCCAAUUGCCAUGCAACCAAAAUAAUUAAAAAAAGGGAAGGAAUUCCAAUGCAGCAAAGCUUCACUAUUUGGCUCUUUGCUUUUCAUUCCACCCCACAAAAGCACCAAUACCAAGAAGCUGAACAGCAUUCAUUUCUCCUUUCCCCCAUUUCCCCCUUUCCUUUCAUUUUGCUUACUCUCUUUCUCUUUUCCAGGUACUUCCAACUUUACUAUUUCUCUGUGCUCUUCUUCUGCUUCUUAAGCAAUUCCAUCCUUUCAUUCAUCCUCAGCCUCCCCCCAUAGAUCUCCCUCUGUAAAAGAAACAAUUGAGAAGAAGCAGAGGUCUCUCUUUCUCUCUCUCUCUCUCUCUCUCUGAUGGCGGUCACAGAAGGAAACACGGAGCCUCCCAAACCAGAGCCUCCUAAAACAGAGUGCCCUCCAGGUACCCAAGAAGUUGUUUCAGAAGAGAAGGAAAAUACCCCAAACCCUCCUCCUCCAGAGCCAGCUCUGAAAUAUAAGACAUGGGUUUUGAAGGUCUCCGUUCACUGCGAAGGAUGCAAAAGGAAAGUUAAGAAGAUCCUCAACAACAUCGACGGGGUUUAUACGACGGACGUUGAUUUGAGGCAGCAAAAGGUGACAGUGAUCGGUAAUGUCGAGGGGGAGACUCUGAUUAGGAAACUGGUGAAGACCGGGAAGCACGCCGAGCUCUGGCCGGAAUCCAACCCCGGCGAACAGAAGAAAAAGAAGAAGAAAUCGAAGAAAGAGAAAGAAAAGCAGGAAGACAGCCACGAAGAAGGGGGAGAAAACGAGAAACCGCAAGUUCUUCAACUUCAGGAUCCUUCUAAAACAGGCGAAAACGGCGCGGUGAGAGUUGCGGUUCAGUUCAAGGAGAUGAAGAUUGAGACGGUGAAGCAGUGUCCGCCGAUGGGUUCAAUGGCGGAGCCUCCGGUAGCGGAGAAGAGAGUCGGGUUCGAAGGAGGCGACGGUGGCGCCGCCGAGACAAGCGGCGGCGCUGCGAAGAAGAAAAAGAAGAAGAGAAAAGGUAGCGGCGGCGGAAAUGGAAACGGCGGUGGAGAGCAAGGUGAGCAACAGCAGCAGCAGCCCUGCGACGCGCCGCCGCGCGGUGGAUCUCCUCCUCCUCCCGCUCACGGCGACGGCGGUGGUGGUCAAACGCAAGUGCAUGUGCCGUACCCGGGGACCAAUCACCACGCGCCACAUCAUCACCCGCAUCAAUUCCCUCCGCCCCACCAUUACUACGCGCCAACGGUGUACGCGGUGAGCUACAAUACGGCGUACCCCAGCACAAGCUACGGUGCGUCCUAUUACGCCCCUCCACAAUAUUCCUACGCGCACGCCCACUCGCCGUCGGAUCCGGGCUACUCGUAUCGUCCGUCCGAUUCGUUUGAAAUCUUCAGCGACGAAAAUCCCAAUGCCUGCUCAGUUAUGUAAAAAUAAAAAUGUGGGAUGGAGGGGUGAAAAAUGUUGUGUUUUUUUCAUAAUUAUUGUUGUCACCCCAAUUAGUCUUUUUUUCGCCCAGAUACAUAUAUACAACUUGUAUCGUCUUCUUCCUUCAUAUUUCCCCAAUUAGGCCGUCGGGAAACUCCAUCUAAAACCUACUGGAAAUCGCCCCAUCCAUUAACCCGUAUGAAAUCGCCUACCCCUUUCGAUUGUCCAAACCCUUCAGAAAUUGACUUCUCUCCAACUCUCCUUGUUCAUUCCACCGAUCAUGGAAGGCGAAGAGGUUGACGGUGGAGGAGGGCACCACGUCGACAAUCCCAACCGAGGUGGCCGAAGGAGAGGCAUAGGUUUUUCCCAAUCCCAACCGAGGUGGCCGAAGGAGAGGCAUAGGUUUUUCCCAAAUUAGACCUAGGCUUGUUUCCGUUUGUUUUGCCUGUUGGGAAAUUGCUUGUUGGUCUAUUUUGGAACGUUGGGAAAAUUGUACGUUGAAAAGCAAAUUGGGACGAGAAUAAGUCCCAUUUAUUUAUUUUUGCUGUAUACAGGCGUGCGCGCCCGAAUUAGGCUUUCUAUCCAAUCCGGUUUAGAGACAGUAUAUUGGGAAAUAUUUUUUCAACCGCUACAUUUCAGAUAAUUUUUUUUUAAAUCACAAUAAUUAUGGAAAAAACCCAAAAAUGUUUACAUGUUGUUUUAUGUUAAGUUUUAAGUCUUAUAUUUUCUUGUAUGGGGUUUUUUUUUUAAGGAGUUUACAACUUGGGCCAAUAUUUUUGUAAUGGGAUUAUGGGAAGUGCCGAAGUGGUAGAACUGUAAAAUUUGUGGGGUGAAAUUAGGGGUUUUCUUUUUGUUAUCUUUGUUUUAUUGUAAUUUGUGUUACUAAGGUUAAAUUAUUAGUGAAUAACUCUUCUUCCGAAGUUUUAGAUAUUUUGAAUAAAUUAUAUAAGAUUCACGAAUAACUACUUUCAACAACUCAUUACUUAAAUGAAAUGAUUUUUCAUCAUAAUGAUGUUUAAUACGUAUUUGAAUUCUCAUGAGUUAUGAUGCUUUAAAAGAUCAAUAUUUGUCCUAUGUAUGCAAUAUGAUAUCGUAUAUUAAGUUUAUAAACUGAAUUUUGUUGAAUAAGGCAUGCAAUUAAAAAAUGGUAAAAUGAGUGAGACCGUUUACAAUAUUGAAAUGGGAUGAGAAUUGAGAAGGCAAAUUUUGGGGAAGGCAAAUGUACAAAAUCUUUAUGCUAUUGUCGUUAUGCAAAACAUGCAAACAAAGGAAUUGCAACAUCUUUGAGGUGUAGCUUUUUGGAAAGCAUGAAUGAAUAUUCAAACUUUACAUAUCGCUCUUUUUCAAUUACCAAAAGCACUUUGCUUCAAAUUGGACAAGCUAAGUUAAGAUUUGAGUCGGUUAUCUCAAUCCGUAAAGGUUGGUCGAUUUUAUUAGUAUUUUUAGUUGAAAAGGGAAGAUGGAUGCCAAUUGAACUUGCAUGUAUUCACGAUAGCCCAAUCUGAUCGAAGUAGGUAAAAUUUGACAUGAAGUAGGUAAACAAUUGCAUGCAAUCAAUCAACCAUCCAUCUACAUAAACAAUUAAACAAUUG
This is a messenger RNA of Linum trigynum, 3130 nucleotides long. The record is from the annotation of a GenBank genome assembly. Lineage: Eukaryota; Viridiplantae; Streptophyta; Magnoliopsida; Malpighiales; Linaceae.